GGGUCCCGAGCAGUGACUGAUUGGUGUCAGUGGCUGGCAUCCAAGGGGCUGAACUGGCAAAGCACAGAAGUCUCAGAGAGGGAACCUAGAAGCAUCCCAAAUUCCUCAAACCAGAGCCAGCACAGAUGUGAGCCCCGGCAAGAUGAAACCCUGCGGCUUCGAUGGACUCAGGAGGAGGAAACCAGACAAUGGAAGAUGUAGCCAGCUGGGGAUGGGAUGGGGGCCAGCCUUCCUCUGACCUCACCACCCUCAAUCGGCCCCGCCUCUACCCCUCCCGGCGCAGCCUGGAAGUGCGGAGUGAGAGCUCCUCCUAGGACACCCCUUCCACUUGGGGAGAAGAUCGUGCCCCCCAGAGGCUCUACCCAGCAGAGGACCCUCUCUUCCCUCCUCCUCAACACCCCUCCUGGGGCAGGGAGUGCCUCCACCUGCAUCUCCACCCUCCUGGCCCCAGGGCCCUGGAGCGGUCAAGCUGAGAUGACGGUCAAGCUGGAUUUCGAGGAGUGUCUUAAGGACUCGCCCCGCUUCCGAGCCUCUAUCGAACUGGUGGAAGCUGAAGUGUCGGAAUUGGAGACGCGGCUGGAAAAGCUCCUCAAGCUGGGGAAUGGCCUCCUGGAGAGUGGGCGCCACUACCUUGCCGCCAGCCGCGCCUUCAUUGUUGGCAUUUGUGACCUGGCCCACCUGGGGCCCCCAGAGCCCAUGAUGGCGGAGUGUCUGGACAAAUUCACUCAGAGCCUGAGCCACAAGCUGGACAGCCAUGCAGAGCUUCUAGAUGCCACCCAGCACACACUGCAGCAGCAAAUCCAAACCCUGGUCAAGGAAGGUCUCCGAGGCUUCCGAGAGGCUCGCAGGGAUUUCUGGAAGGGAGCUGAGAGCCUCGAGGCUGCUCUUAUCCACAAUGCAGAAGUCCCCAGGCGCCGGGCCCAGGAGGCCGAAGAGGCAGGAGCUGCUUUGAAGAUUGCUAGAGCUGGGUACCGAGGACGGGCACUGGAUUAUGCCCUGCAGAUCAACGUGAUUGAGGACAAGAGGAAGUUUGACAUCAUGGAGUUUGUGCUGCGUUUGGUGGAGGCCCAGGCUACCCAUUUCCAGCAGGGCCAUGAGGAGCUAAGCCAGCUGGCCCAGUACCGCAAGGAGCUGGGUGGCCAGUUACACCGGCUGGUCUUGAAUUCAGCUCGAGAGAAGAGGGACAUGGAGCAGAGACACGUGUUGCUGAAACAGAAGGAGCUGGGUGGGGAGGAGCCAGAGCCAAGCCUAAGGGAGGGGUCUGGUGGCCUGGUCAUGGAAGGACAUCUCUUCAAACGAGCCAGCAACGCAUUUAAGACCUGGAGCAGACGCUGGUUCACUAUUCAGAGCAACCAACUGGUUUAUCAGAAGAAGUACAAGGACCCUGUGACUGUGGUGGUGGAUGACCUGCGUCUCUGCACAGUGAAGCUCUGUCCCGACUCAGAAAGGCGGUUCUGCUUUGAGGUGGUGUCCCCCAGCAAGUCCUGCCUCCUGCAGGCUGACACAGAGCGCCUCGUACAGCUGUGGGUCAGUGCCGUGCAGAGCAGCAUCGCUACAGCCUUCAGCCAGGCUCGCCUUGAUGGUAGCCCCCGGGGUCCAGGCCAGGGCUCAGGACACCUGGCCAUGGGCUCCGCUGCCACCCUAGGCAGUGGCGGGUCCACCAGGGGAAGGGAGCCUGGCGGAGUAGGGCAUGUGGCAGCCCAGGUGCAGAGCGUGGACGGCAACGCCCAGUGCUGUGACUGCCGGGAGCCAGCCCCUGAGUGGGCCAGCAUCAACCUUGGAGUCACCCUCUGCAUUCAGUGCUCCGGCAUCCACAGGAGCCUUGGAGUUCAUUUCUCCAAAGUCCGGUCUCUGACCCUUGACUCGUGGGAGCCGGAACUUGUGAAGCUCAUGUGCCAGCUGGGAAACGUGGUCAUGAACCAGAUCUAUGAGGCCCGUGUGGAGGCCAUGGCGGUAAAGAAGCCAGGGCCCAGCUGCUCCCGGCAAGAGAAGGAGGCCUGGAUUCACGCCAAAUAUGUGGAAAAGAAGUUCCUGACCAAGCUUCCUGAGAUUCGAGGGCGAAGAGGUGGCCGGGGGCCCCCAAAGGGGCAGCCUCCUGUGCCCCCAAAGCCGGGGAACAUCAGGCCCCGGCCAGGAAGCUUCAGAUCCAAGCCAGAGCCAACCUCUGAUGACCUGGGCAGCCUGCACCCUGGGGCCUUGCUCUUUCGAGCUGCUGGACAUCCUCCAUCCCUUCCCACUAUGGCUGAUGCUCUCGCCCAUGGAGCCGAUGUCAACUGGGUCAACGGGGCUCAGGAGAAUGCCACACCGCUGAUCCAGGCCACAGCUGCUAAUUCUCUGCUAGCCUGUGAGUUUCUCCUCCAGAACGGGGCAAAUGUGAACCAAGCAGACAACCACGGUCGGGGCCCACUCCACCACGCAACCAUUCUUGGCCACACCGGGCUGGCCUGCCUAUUCCUGAAACGGGGGGCCGAUUUGGGAGCUCGGGACUCCGAAGGCAGAGACCCCUUGACCAUCGCCAUGGAAACCGCCAACGCUGACAUCGUCACUCUGCUACGGUUGGCAAAAAUGAGAGAAGCUGAAGCCGCCCAGGGCCAGGCUGGAGACGAAACGUAUCUGGACAUCUUCCGCGACUUCUCCCUCAUGGCAUCCGAUGACCCGGAGAAGCUGAGCCGGCGUAGUCAUGACCUCCACACACUUUGAUCCCAGGGCUUCGCGGGCCCCCACCGCCUGCGCCUACCCUCCCCACCGCCGGCCCCUUCACCAUUAAAGCCUUUGUGCUUUGCUCUUCCCUUCAAA
Messenger RNA from Vicugna pacos (alpaca), 2796 nucleotides. RefSeq names its product ArfGAP with coiled-coil, ankyrin repeat and PH domains 1 (gene ACAP1). The record is from RefSeq and is a predicted model, not a curated record. NCBI's taxonomy places the organism in Eukaryota, Metazoa, Chordata, Mammalia, Artiodactyla, Camelidae. Gene Ontology annotation, cellular component: cytoplasm. Gene Ontology annotation, molecular function: GTPase activator activity; protein binding.